UGAAACGGUUUUGUUAAAGCUGUCUUGUAAUGUUUACUUCUUUCGCGUUUCGGCGUGUCCUCUCCACUGAGCGCUACAGCUUGCCUGAUAGAACAGAUGCAGCAGUUUCCGACGUGUGACAAAACCUUUUUUCACUCGAACACUUGGUUCAACAUACGGAUUUAUAUUAUUGGUUGAGAGUUCAGUCGAUGCAUCGCAGUUUCUACACUCAAGUGUAGCCGUAAUCGAGAGCGAAGUGCCAACAGAGAUCCGCUUUCAUGAUGGCGAUGUUCCGCAGUUUUGUGUCGGCUGCCCAGCUUAGACAGCAUCACCAUCAGCAUCAGCAACAGAACGGGGCAGCUGCAGCCGCACCUGGGGAAAGCGUUGAGAGCCAAUUCUCUUGUCCAAUUUGCUUGGAGGUCUAUCAUAAACCUGUCAGCAUUGCGAGCUGCGCACACACGUUCUGCGGAGAUUGUCUUCAGCCAUGUCUCCAGGUGACGUCCCCCCUAUGUCCCCUGUGCCGCAUGCCUUUCGACCCAAAGAAAGUGGACAAGUCCUCCAACACAGAGAAGCAGCUCUCCUCCUACAAGGCACCCUGUCGGGGUUGCAGCAAGAAAGUCACCCUCGUGAAGAUGCGCUCACACAUCUCCUCUUGCACAAAGGUUCAGGAGCAGAUGGCAAACUGCCCGAAGUUUGUGCCCGUCGUGCCCACCACGCAGCCAAUACCCAGCAAUAUUCCAAACCGCUCGACCUUUGCAUGCCCGUAUUGUGGCGCUCGCAACCUGGACCAGCAGGAGCUGGUGAAGCACUGCAUGGAGAACCAUCGGAACGACCCCAACAAAGUGGUGUGUCCCGUCUGCUCCGCCAUGCCAUGGGGUGACCCCAGCUACAAGAGUUCCAACUUCCUGCAGCACCUCCUCCACCGGCACAAGUUCUCCUACGACACGUUUGUGGAUUACAGUAUUGACGAGGAAGCCGCACUGCAGGCAGCCCUGGCCGAGUGUUAUGUUGAGGAGAAUGGGUGUUAAGUUUAGGAAGGUGUGUGUUAAGCUGAGGAGAGUGAGGACUACAGUAUUGACGAGGAGGCCGCACUGCAGGCAGCCCUGGCCCUUUCGCUUGCAGAGAACUGACCCUGCGGGCCUCUGGCAUCCCCACGUCAACAUGGCCUGUCAACAUGGCCGCCCCUCUUCACAUCAGCACCGCUGGACAAAUCCCUCUCUUCUUCUUCCUCCUCCGCCACUCUCUCUUUCUCUCUCUCUCUCUCUCUUUCUCUCUCUCUCUCUCUAUCGCUCUAUCGCUCUUUCUCUGUCUUACUUAUUGGGUGGAGACUUACACAACUUAUGGAGUUAUACUCAAUGCAGUCAUGCUGCAACCCCCUCUGAAACUUAUGGGUGUUUUGGCGCCCCCUUGUGGUGAGUGUACAGCCACUGACCCCCCCCCCCCUCCUUGCCCUCCACCCCAGCAGUUUCAUGAACAAGUGUCAAGGUAUAGACCCAGACCUCAUCACCCUCAAGCUUCACAAUGGGAGGUGCUCCUGGAUAUCAACCCCUGUGUGUGAGAGUGUGUGUGCGUGUGUGUGUGUGUGUGUGUGUGUGUGUGUGUGUGCUGUGUGUGUGUGUGUGUGUGUGAUGAUGAAGUGAGAUUAGGGUGAGUCACAACCAUUGCUGCAAAUAUAGCAUGAGGACUGAAGUUCCUGUUCUUGACUUUAAUGGAGAAAAAAACAAAAACCACGCGUGUGCAAAACCAACCCUGUUCUCCUCUUCUUCCAUCAUGUUCCCCUUUUUGCUUGUUUUCUCUCUCUGCGCUAGAUUUCAUGUAGACAGGCGGCACAAUAUCUGUUGAAACUGAAGUAGAAGCCGAGAGAGUGCUGGUCUGAAGUUGUGCGGUUGAUGGAUCAGGAGCUGGCAUUUUGAUUAUUUUUUUUUUGUUCUUUGUGUUGUUUUAUGUCACCCAGCCAUUUAUCACAAGACAUUGUGAGUGUUGAAGCCCACAUUUACAGCUCACGAUCAUUGGAAACAAAUUAACACCAUGGCAACAGACUCAUUUUCAUCGGACUGUUCUACCAUGUCAGGAUUUGACUUUUUUUUCCCCUUUUGCUGCCGUAAGCCACGGCAUGCUGUAGAUAGUGAUCAGCUUCCCUGUUCAGAGAGUGUGGAAGCUAACGGCACCAGGCACAACCAAUAGAGCACAGAUCGUGAUGAUCGACAUGAUCACCUCCAGCUGUGAUCACAUCAUACAGCAUCCCAAAAGCAACCAAUGGAUCGUCCCCACCUCCUCUGUCACCCACAGUUUUCUAAUCCACAUCCUUGUGAAUACUUGCACUUGUCACUGUUUUUACUACAUGAACCAAGUGUCUAGUAUCAUUCUUAUUUUCUAGUUUACUAACAGAAUUCUAGUACUUGCAUUGAAUCUUCACUUCUGCUGUUACCUGGUUAACUUGCUACAAUAAUAUUUUUUACAAAGCAUCAGAUAAAGAUAAAAAAGUAUAUAUUUUUGGAAAACAUUUCAGUUUAAAAAAUGGUGCACUAAUAACAAGAGCGUAAAAAUCAUGUCUUUAACCACUUGGGGAUGUGUUGGUUUCACCUUUUUAUGUACCCUUUGAAGGGAAGUCUGACUGCCACACAGGGUGUAAGACAGGUAGUGGCACUGUUGGAGUGUGCAUGGCCACAUUGCGCCACAAGAGGUCAGCGUUGGUCCAGAUAUUAGUCUGCAGGUGCUGCAAGGCUGCUUUGAGCUCAGUGUCAUGCGCUGUUUGAUGUUUGUGUUCAUUUACUUUGUCCUACUUUCUUAAUCAAGAGCCUGCAUGUGUAGUGGCCAGACUCAGUUCUGUAAGUCAAUCGCAUGCACAGUGUCCUCAUUGAGCUCUGCAAAGGAAGUGAAAGGGUCUUUUGAAUUAAGCGCUUGGUGGUUGUAUAUAAGUGAACAUAAGCAUUUGUAUAUUGAUCUUUUUGCUGCUUAAGUCUACAGUUUAGAUGUCUGAUGGAUGAUGUAACAUGUGGUAUUGGCAAAAUAAACCUGGGUGUUGUAUUUUGGUAAGUGGCUUGAGAUGUAAGAGUCGAGAAAGGGGGUUUCAGUGUUUUGUGACUCAAGAAACAGACAUGUUCUCUGAAUAUCUUUGAUAAUGUAUGCCGUCUUGACUUCAACAGGUUGUUGAGAUUAAAACUUUCCCUGUUACUUGGCAGAUAUGAGACGUCUUACUUCACUGCACAGGAUCUUAAGUUUGAUCAACAUAUGUGUGCGUUUGAAAGCAGGACUUUUGGCAACAGGAUGUGUGUGUUAGUUAUCAGGUGUGUGUCAGUUGUAGUCAUUGCUGUUAAAAGAGGGAUGAAUGUACUCUGCGGCAGUCUCUAAGGCCUCUCACCUUCACCUGUCCACAUCCUUUAACCACUUCUGAACCUGUCACUUUAAAGCAUUGUGAGCUGUUUGUGAAAUUUCUGGAAAGCACAGUAAUGAAAGUGUGUCUGUGUCUGUCUGUGUCUGUGUCUGUGUCCAUGUCUGUGUGUAUGAGAGGUAGAGAAAGUGGUUGGAAUAUCGGUUUGCUUUUAUGACUUACUGUAUGCCUCUUAUGUUGUGAAUGAUUUGGGGACCUUUUGAAAGGGCUGUACCUGUUUGCUUACAUGCAUAUGAUAUAUACACAUAUACUAUAUAUAAGCUGUUUUUGUUGAGUCUCGUCAUGUGCGACUGAAACGACGUACAAUUGGUAUCUACUUUGAUCACUUAUGUGAUCGUGGUCCUAGGAAGGUGCGUCCACCCUGAUCUGGCCACCUCCACAGUCUGGAGCUGGACACCAUCCUAGCCACAAAUUUCAUUAUGGUCUUAAAGCUUAAAGGAUGUUGUCCAGUGACAGUUUUGGGUACCUCUUUUUUUUCAGAGGGAAUAAUAAUAACAGAAUUUGUUUAAAAAAAAUGUAGUUCCAAAUGUUUUCUAAACAUUUAGUUUGAAAACAGACAAAUAGAAACACUUUUCAGUGAUGUGGGUUUCCAGGGAUGGUCUACUAUCUUCCACUGGUUGGCGAUAGCAGUGGAGAUGUUUCAUGAUCAUCAUCUCAAAAAGGACUAGUAGGACAUUUGUUUCCUUGUGUUCACUCAAGCAGAGAGAGGGAAUGUGUGUGUAUGUAUGACAAUGGAUUUGAACGUGUUUCUCCAGUGAUUUUGUUUUCAUGUAGAUUGAAGGUGAAAUCUUUGUGAGACAUCAGACAAAUGUUUUGGGUCAUUGCAAGAUACGUUGUAUCUGCAUAUGGUUGUUUUCCUUAGGCAAUCUGAAAGAAAUUGAGUAUUUUGGAAUGGUAAUUAAAAAAGAAUUAAGAGGAAAUAUAAUGUUGAAUAUAGAGGUGUCUUAACAUGUACAUGUUUUUAUUGUUGAGGGAAAAGUGGUGAUCAGUAUUGUGACAUUUAUUCAAGUCUCAAGUCAGAUGGGGGAACUGAACCGUUUAAGCAUUAAAUUGAUAUCGAUAAACAGUAUUUAAAUGUUACAUGGUGUCCCAACUUCACAAUGGCUUAAAAUGAUGAGGUCAGGUUUUGAUUUUUCCCACAUUAAAAAGUUAUAAUUUUCCCAUUUCAUUGAAAAAAUCAUCCAUUUUAUCUGAGUAAUGUUGUAUUCCUCUUAUAUUUUAAGUGAUAUUCAUGUGCACCGCGGUAGCAUAAAAUGAAAACUUUUUAUAUUGUAAUUCAUGCUUUUACAAUAUGUUUUUUUGGAAAAAUGUCCCAAUGUGUGCAUUUAUUUUUUAUUUUUUGCUCUUAUUGUGUUCUAACAAUCAUGAAUAUUGUUCACUGCAAACCAUUGGUAUGUUAUUCAUUUUAUGAGCAUGCUGAACUCCAAGACAAAUACAAUAUUGGAGUUUGAAAUGGAAUUUUCUGGAAAAGGCAUCAUAAUUUCUAUUUUAGAUAGGGAUACACCUGCAUGGCACCAGAGUACAUUUGGGAUACUUUAGCCUGAAAAGACAGCCCUGGGUUUGUUAAACUCAAAGACAUGAUGUCAUUCACGGCAGUCCGGCGUUAGGUCUGUGAGGUCCCGGCCAUUGCUGUCAAACAAAGCAGCCUGACCUUCCUCACCAGUUCUCUGUGCCAUGGCUGAAGGCUGUGUGGGGGUGAGGAUGAUGAUGCUGAUGAUGAUGAUGUCUUUUGGUAAAAAGUUUAUGGGGCCCUUUUCUGUUGAGUUUCACCGGCAAUGAUACAGCAAGUUGCCUGUUUCUGACAACCCCUGUGGCUGAUGCGGACCUGUGUGUGUAUGCGUGUGUGUAUGUGUGUGUGUUGAGCUCCAUGUGAUUAUGCAUCAAUAAGUAAUAAUAGUAAUAACAGUAAUAGCAAUGAGGACUGAUGCUGAAAUGAUUCUGAUAUGAACAAUAAUGUGGAUUUUUGAAGUUGUAACGCUGUUUGAGGUUUAAUAAGAUACUUUACUGAUGUAUUUGUAGCAGAUUUUUUUCCUUCAAUAAAAACACUGACGCAUCCCAA
Molecule: messenger RNA, 5429 nt
Organism: Alosa alosa (allis shad)
Lineage: Eukaryota; Metazoa; Chordata; Actinopteri; Clupeiformes; Clupeidae
Product: E3 ubiquitin-protein ligase RNF166
Exons: 7
Coding region: 258-1007 (249 amino acids)
Biological process (GO): protein polyubiquitination; ubiquitin-dependent protein catabolic process
Molecular function (GO): ubiquitin protein ligase activity
Source: RefSeq, a predicted model, not a curated record